This is a messenger RNA of Platichthys flesus (European flounder), 7020 nucleotides long. RefSeq lists its product as uncharacterized. Gene Ontology annotation, biological process: negative regulation of MAPK cascade; protein dephosphorylation. The transcript has 4 exons. Gene Ontology annotation, molecular function: MAP kinase tyrosine/serine/threonine phosphatase activity; protein tyrosine/threonine phosphatase activity. Bases 711 to 1946 code for a protein of 411 amino acids. NCBI's taxonomy places the organism in Eukaryota, Metazoa, Chordata, Actinopteri, Pleuronectiformes, Pleuronectidae. The record is from RefSeq and is a predicted model, not a curated record. Gene Ontology annotation, cellular component: cytoplasm.
CAGGCUGUUUUCUUCUCCAAGCACGUACAUGUCCCGCUCUUCUUCAACAACCCUCCGCAUCAUCUCACUUUAUUACAUCUACUUUUACCCUCAACUGUUUGCUUGACACUGGCUGUCGUCACAUUUGGUUUCACACAACCUGGAAGACUACACACAGGGUCGACCUUACCCCCUGGCUCUGAGGCGGUGAUGCCACUCGUCUACCGGAGCUGCUCUGUAGCUAAUUAGUCACCGAAGCUCCGUGGAAACGGUCACAUCAGCGAUGUGUCAGCGAUGUUAGCCGCCGACACACACAACAUGUAGUUGUAGUUGGGGCGUCAUGAGCUGCAGCGCCCGUACACGAGCAGCAAGCAGCCGUGCUAAACAUUGGUGGCUAACUUGCUAACGCUUAGCAUUUUUUCAGCGAUUUCCACCACAUGCUCGCUCAGUCCCCCGGUGUGCACCCUUUAGUCUGCCGCGGUUUGGGAGUAGACGUGCCCGACGGUUAGAGUCUCCAUCAUUCCAUCAACAUGAGACCCGCACAGCAGUGAGCUAGCUAGCAGCCUGCUGUUGGCGGCUAACAUAGCCGGCGAUGCUAGCAGCAGAGUGCGUCCACGCCGCCCGCAGCUGAAGUCACGUCCGUCCCAUGGAGCUGAAGCGUUGGCCGGCUUGCCAAAGAUGACGUGCCGCCUGAGUCGGGUUUUUGUGCCUCUGUCUGCAGGAGGCGGAACAUGGAAGCCGAGGAAGAGUGGGACCAAGAUCUGAGUGUGCACAAGCUGCUGGAUAAGAAAGUGCUCCGCAAGCAGAAUGGAGGGAUCGGUAUAGCCAGGACUCUUCACGGUCUGUUUAAAACCCCCAACUCGCUGCAGAUUCAGUCCCUAGCCCGCUCGGAAUGUGCUGGCUCCUGUCCAAAUCUAAUGAUGAGUAGGACCGAGCACGCCGAUGCGAGGCCCAUCCCCGUGGCCCUCACCCCCCAGCUCCCCCCCAGAGCUCACCGGCCCCUCUGCGUGUCGGUCUCCUCCGACAGCAGCGGCCGCUUCAAAGCUCUGGAGACGCAGGAGUGGAAGAACAACCUCAAAGCUCAGAUGGAGCAGGCCCACAGUGCAGGAGCUGCCAGCAGCACAGGCUCUCUGGAGCGAGCCUCCCUGUUCUGCGCCUCAGCUUCCACCACAGCGUCCAGCUCCAGCCUGUCCAGUCCAGUGGAGAUCCUCAACAAGAGCAAAUCCUCCAGCCGCUUCUCUCUCUUCUCUCCACCCUGGAACAGCAGCUCUGAGUCUGACUCCAACCCGCCGUCCCGGUCUGGUUCCAAGAAAUUGCGCAACUACAGCAGGAGGGCUGCCACGGGGCCAGCAGGAGCCAGGGGCCCCGAUACACCUGAGCCUAAACCCAGCGGCCCUGAACACUUCCAGUACUCUGAACCUGUCAUCUCCAAAGUGACGGACUACAUCUAUGUUGGCAACCUCAAUGCGGCAUACAAUGGGCGCACCCUGUGCCGCAACAACAUUGACAGUAUAAUCGAUAUGAGCAGCGUGCCGGGGGAACUGGGGCCCAGCCUCAGCCUCAUACCCUGCACCUGUACGCGGGGUGCCCGGCACAGCUGGUCUCGCCUCAAGGUAGACAUAGGAGACGUGCCGGAAGCUCUGGGUGACGGCCCGGCCCUGAAACAGUGCUGCUUCGAGGACAUCAACGAAUGCAUUGACGCCUCCACAGAGAAGAGGAAGCGUGUCCUGGUCCACUGUCGGGACGGGUUUUCCUUGGCACCGACGUGUAUCAUCCAGUACCUGAUGGUGAAGCAGAACAUGAGGCUGAUUGCCGCCUACGAGCUGCUGAGGGCCAAGUACCCGGUCAACAUCAGGGAAUGUCACCAGAAUGUGCUGGUGAGCCUGGAGAGGGCGCUGCGGCCCGGGGGCAACGUCAACCCUGAGUGCUUUAAACAGGCCAUCUCACGCAAAGUGGCGUGGACCUGACUCCCUUUCCCAACAUGCUCAGCUGCUGCUUAUGGUAUAAAAUAUUUUCCUAAAAACAAUCAAGGGCAGUUGUACUUUGCCCUGUCAACUGGAUGUUAUUGUCCUCACCUGAGUGCAGUGGCUGUAAAAUGUAUGAAUUUGAUGUAUUUUCUCCUCAAACCUAUAAAUGUGACCUGUCUGUUGUUCCUCCCCUCUCACAGAACAGGAGACGCAAUAGACUUCACUGUAAUGUAUACAGCUUCGUGGUAUCCCAAUGUAAUAGUGUUGGCUGUAUAGUUGAUAUAGUCCUGCUCAAGUUCUGUGCCAUGCCGUCAUGGUGGUGUUUUUUUAUCAGGGGAAAUUAUUAAUGGGAGAUCUCAGGAGAUUAUUGAUGUCAUUCCAGUAAAGGGUGGGAAAUGACUCAUCAGAUGAGUCUGUGGCCACGUUCACACCUGCAAAUAAAAUGCUUCUUGGUGAGCUAUAUGUGGCAUUUAUGGCCUGGCCAUAUGUCACCACUGUCUGAAAGACCAAUAUCAGUCUAGUAGAUUCAGUACAGAUAAAGAAUUUUGAGUUGGUGGGUUUUAAUGCACAGAAACACUGCUACAGGUGUGGAAUUACCCUUUAGUUGUCUGAAAAUCACAACAUUAUGAUUAUUAUAUAAAUCUACACUUUCAAAAUAUGCAACUAAUACCCCCCUCCACAUGCAAAUACAGCAUGAGAUAAAGACAAAAUUGGGACCUGUUCAUAAAAACAUUAGUCUAUAGCACCACUGGUGGUCAAAAUCAUUAACUAUUAGAACCAAUAACUUAUCCGUUAACCUCUAGACUUCCUUCUUGGCUCGAUAACUGCUGAGCCUGAACUGUUUUUUAAAAGCAGUUAAACUCUACACACUGAUUAAAUUCAAAUUCCAAUGUGAAACUGAAUCACAAGUGGCCACUCAAGAUGCAUUUUUAGAAAUUACAGGUGUGAGCUUAGAUUAGUUUUAUACAGGUUUUUACACAAAGAUCUGAGCCAGAAUUAAGUACCUGGCAAUCAUUUGUUUGGAGACUUUUUUUUCUUCCUAAAAUAAUGUGUUUACUUGGUGAACUAGUUGUUUGAAGCCACUGUCGGUGGGUUAAAAAUAGUUUGUUUCUGACCCUGUUGAAACAAAGCUGCCACUCAGAAGAACAGAGGACAUACGUGUGAUUUGUCACCAUCGGAUCCAUCACCACUGACUGGAUUACAUUGAUUUAUCUGCUUCUAUCACAAGAGGGAACUUUGCACACGGACACGUGAUUUAAAUGUAAAGCUUCUGUUGUUUGUGACCUUUUCAUGCAGUUUCUUUUUUGUUUUUCCGAGGUCAUACUUGAUGGAAGAUGAACGGUUCGACCUCUCCUCCGUGAGGAAGACCGAGCCCCAUUUUUAGCCACAGUUUGUUUGAUUUAUCUCUUUGGUGGUGCUCAAACUGUGGCUUUGUUGAUUUGAACUUCGGUGUAUGCAGUGAGGCUGGGUGUCGUGCAUCUUCUGGAUUUUCAGUAUUAGUGUUUGAGUGCCGCUGAACUGCGAUUCAGGGUUUACACUGCAAGAGAAGAUUUUUGCACUACUCACAGGGUUGUUUGAUGCAAGUAUUGAUUUUUUAUUUAAAUAUUGUUUAGAUAUUUUUGGAGUUUGCCAGUUGGCAUGUUUACACACCUAUUAGAAUAACCAGAUUAAAGGGAUGGUUCCCCGAAGAAUGGAAACUCAAUCAUUAUCUACUCACAACUAUGCCGAUAGAGGAGUGGAUGAAGUGUUUGAGUCCACCAAUACAUUUCUGGAGUCUCAUAAGUAACCUUUGUUGCAGCAGAAUCCAACACAAAUGAGGUGAAUUGUGACCUCUACUUCAGACGUAAUAAUUCAACAGGAAAAACACAACAUACUGCUCAUGUCGUGUCAUCCAAUUGUCCGCAAGCCCGAAAUUCCUAUUUGUCUCGAAAAAGGUUAUUUACAUCGUGAUUAUGCCUAAAAGUCCACUGGAAGUGGCUAUGCUAGCGGAUCUAGCCACUUGAUGGUGUGCCAGAGGGUCCAUGAAUGCACCUCGUCAGAAGUUAUCAGAGGUCAUUUAGGCUAAAACAUGGUUUAAAUAACCUUGUUUCAAAACAAAUGUGAAUGUCAGGCCUUACGGACACCUGGAAGACACUUUAUUAUGGUUCAAUUAAAGUGGCUACAUGGUUCACAUCAUAUGAGUUGCCCGAUAUCUUGAGUUGACACUUGUUUAUGAACUUUUAUACAGUAUCUUUUGCUUGUUUUUUACCACUGCUCUUUGAUCAAUAACCCAAACACAACUAAAAAAAAAUAUGUUAAACGGAUAAAAAGCAGGUUAUGAUAUCAGUCUAAUGUCUGAUCAUAACGAUUUGAUCACGGUCUACCAAGGAUCCAAAUAAUAUUAAAAUUAUAUAAUUUGAUCUGUUAUCUUUCAAUUGAUAUAUCAUUAAAGUCUUUCAAAUAUCAAAUGGAGGUAAAAGCUCAUGUUCUUUACAGUUUUAGUUGAUGUCUUCAAAAGGUCCUGUUUUGCCAAACCCACAAAUAUUCAACUUGCAGUGACACAAAACAGAAAAGCAGCAUAUCCUCAAAUCGAAGAAUGAUUUUUGUUUCCGCUUUUGAUAAAUUACUAAAAAACCUCACACAAUCAUCACAAUUAGCUGAUUAAUCCUCUAUAUAUGAGCUACUUGAUUAAUCAUCUAGUUUCAGCACUUGUGCCAACACUGGAUAUAUGACUCCAGGCACAGCUGAGUCAGUACUCAGAAAAGUGAGGUUUGAUAUCUGCCCUCUUUUGGCCCUGUCAGACCUGGUUUUAACAUCCGUCCUGAGAGACCUGAUCACAAUUGGCCAGCUCUCAGUACAUCUGUCCACACCUAGCAGUAAAAUGCUUCUCCAACGACCAGUGAUCAGAUCAUACUUCCCAGCUCUAUAUGCAAAUAAAGACAUCUCUGUUCUUAAAGACCAAAUAGAAAGUAGGAAGUUUGAGCUUACAUGUGGGUCUAUGACUGUGUUUGUGUGUCUUGGUUUUAGAUGGAUAGAUCAGAGUGAAUCAGUGCGUACAGCUGUUGAAUGAAGUAAGAUGUAUCCAUUUGAGAAAACAAGCCAAUAUUAAUAUUGUGGUGGUUGGUAUAUAGUAAACACUGAUUAGAGUAUAAACACGUAUGGGUCAGAGGACGUCAGCUGAUGGGGUGAUCCUUCAAUGUGGCUCAGGACGCAUUCACGUGCUUGAGUAAUCAGGUUCCAAAUCCAGGUGGUUUAGAGCUCAACGCAAAACAAAUUAAGAAAACAUGCAAAUCUAAAAAACAAAUCAUAUUUUGCAAACAAACAACUUCAUCAGUUUGAUGACACAUCAUAUGCAUAAAGUAAAAAACAGGUAAAUACAAAACCAAGCUACAAAUUGCGAAAAACAACGUUUCCAAGGGGCCAAAAAAAAUGAUGAACCUCAAGUACUUCAAUGCUUUGUGAAGUUCGAUACCCACUGACGAGAAGCAGACUUCAAUAACGUCCCAAAGCGUUGAACCCGUCGUUAAAUUGAUGUUUUCUUGUGUUGUGACUUAUUUGCAGCGCAAUGUGUUUUCUUUUUGACAUUUUUCUGGAUUUGUAGUACGCCAAGGUACAAAUGCGUCACCACCGCAUCACUUCUCGGAUCACACGGAUGGAUGUUAGAACCUGGUCUGUUAACUGAUACUGAUGUUCUUCCACACCAGCCAACCUGCUGUUUUUGUGUAAAAGGGACCAUCACCUCAAUUAAUGCCUUUCUUUUAUCAGUAUGUAUCCACAUCCCAAUGAUUACAGAUUGUCUCCUUUGUCAACUAGAUGAUUUUGUUUUAUUAUUAUUAUUAGCACAAGUAAUUCACUUGUGACAUUUUUCAGCAAUGGCAUUUAAAUGGUACAUUUUUCCACUUGUGGAGGGAUGUUUUAAGCCUGCUUCUCAGGUUCAGUUCAGUUGUUACAAAACAUAUCACUCUGAAAUUUGAAGCUCCAUCAUCAAAGUUUAAGUUAGUGUUAGCAAAAGCAUAAACUUGGUAGGGUUUAAAAGGUUUAGGCUUACACAUAGUUCGUCCAGCUCUAAAUUCGUUAGCUGAUAGUCUGCUCCGGGUGAGGUGAUGGAUCAUAUUAGUGAUUGUUUCUGUUUUGUGGUCCGUUAGCAUCCUGUUCAACCAGUGAAGAAACUUCUUGUAUGGUCUGAAUUUUGACUCUGACCAUCAAAGCUGUAUGUUUAAAGCAGAAAGAUAUUAACCCACAGUUUUUCUCUGCGCUCAAUAGAAACUGUGACACUCUCCUCAUACAAAACAUACUCUGAAAUGUGAAGCCUAGAUGAAAGAGAUGCUGGAUAUUUGCCAUCAGUUUUCAUUUUAUUUCAUUAGGCGUGUCCUAUAUAUUUAUAAUUGGGGAACCAACACUCCUAGAAAACUUUUCUGAAAAUAAAAGUUAUGCAAAUAGCAAAAUGAAGGCUAAAAUGUUGCCAUUGGCUUUUCCUUUUCUGUAUUUCAUUUAUUUUCCAUGUACUUACUUGGGCAGCCUCUGUGAGAAUAAGUUUUACAGGACGGUUGUAUACAGCACAGUCCAGUCUUGAUGUGAGCCGUGUGGUAGGGGUGGAAACUAAAAGUAUGGUGCCUUGAUUUGAAGUUGUCUUGUGACCGUACGGUGACAUUUGCACACUUUGUAUGACUUGAUCUUCUCUUAAUAUGUUGUACAAUGUUGAAUAUUUUUGGAUGUUUUAUUUUGGCCAAAAAAUAAAAGUAUAAACAUGAUAUUUGUGUAAAAAGGUCCAAAGGUCCUUGCUGUAAUAUAUUUGCUAUCCAUUCAUCCAUACUGGUGUUUUACUAACGCAGGACGUGAAACAGGAGAUGGUAUACUUCUCGAUGUUAUUAAUGCCCACUGUAGUAGACUGAGUGUCGGCAUAUUUCAAGUCACAGUCAUCAAAUCAAACUGAAUAGGUUUUCUAACUCAUUCUCUCAGGUGAUUUCUCAGUGGCCCAGAAUGUUCUCAAUGAGUAUGAUGUUCGGAAAUGUGAAACAAUGUAUUUCUCAUGUCAUGUUUCUUAAGUCACAUAUAAUUUGUACUGUUGAAAUAUUAAAGAAAGAUAUGUACUCAA